Molecule: messenger RNA, 405 nt
Organism: Dovyalis caffra
Lineage: Eukaryota; Viridiplantae; Streptophyta; Magnoliopsida; Malpighiales; Salicaceae
Source: the annotation of a GenBank genome assembly
AUGCACGUUUUAGAGACCCCCAAUUUACCAGUUUCUUAUGAAUGCGUAGUGAAAGAAGUGAGUUUAAGAAUCAAGGAGAUGGAUAGCAAGAAAAAGGAUCAUGUUAAUGGAGCUAGCUUUUUCCAAAUGCCACUGCACUACCCAAGAUACACCAAGAAAGACUACCAGAACAUGCCUGAGUGGCAGCUUGAUAGGCUCCUUGCUGAGUAUGGGUUACCCGUGAACGGUGACUUGGCUUACAAGAGGGAAUUUGCACUGGGUGCCUUUUUAUGGCCUGAUCGUGAUCUUCUUCAAGAGAAAUCAAGAAAUUCGUCCCCUUGCUAUGGUUUUGAGCGUUCAGCUUAUCCUAGCAACAAGAAAUAUAAGAUAGUCGAGUUUCUGUAUAGAGUUUUGAGGUUUGCGUGA